UGAAGUUAGAAAGGUGUUUAACAAUGUCGUAUGUAACUUUAGAGACGGUCCCUUAAUUUCCGCAUAUCCGCGAAUAUCGAACGUCCAACGUCAAACCAACUUUAUUCCAGUGCAAAACAUUACAAGAGCAUAUAUAAUCUGAGGAAAAGGAUCCUGAUCUCCAUCCUAAAAUGUAAUCAGUUUGGCUAGUCAUGGCUUCUCUGUCCCACUUAGCGUUAAGGCAACUAUAAGUCACCACUUAACCGCUAUAGCUUAACUAGGCGUGGUUGUAGUUACCACGCCUAGACCGUGGGUUCAGCAGAUAAUACCAUUUCAUUACAGCUAUAAGCUUAAGUAAACUCAGUUUAGUCAAAACCUCAGCAGCUAACAGAGAACGGUUCAUUAAAGUUAGCAUUUGGGUCCCCUUAGGUUAUUUUUGGAACCAUUUCAUAACGUUCUGGCAAUGUUCUGUUUUGGUGAACAGUGAGUCGGUGCUGUUCCCCAAAUGUCCUGGGAACUUUCAAACACAACCUUCGCUUAUGGUUAUAUGACAAACGACAAGGAACCCCCUGCUGAAAAACCCCCCACAAAUAAACAAGCAAACAAACAAAACCCAAUAGAAACCAUCACAGAAUAUCUAAUGGCUUCCACAACAAAUACUAUCACAAACCAUCAGCUAACCAUUAAAACCAUUACCAUAAUUGGCCCUUAAUGGUAUACACUACACAUAACACGCCACCAAAAGAAGGAAACAAAUGACCAAUAGAGACCCACAGGGACCAUUACAGCUUCCAUCAAAACCCAAUACAAUCCCCCCUAUAACCAUUAAAACCCAUUACAAAUCCUAUGAGGGUUUCUAUUGUUUGUUUUUUUCAGCAGGGACUGUUGUGGACAAAUCCCUCCAAUCAAAGUCAUAAAACAUCCAGAGACCAGGAGUUAUGGAUGUCAAAAUAAAUUAAACUUUAUUUAAAACAAAUAAAGUGAGACCUCUGCAUACAGUCUAAAUUAUGCAAACACACACAUGCCCUUUUAUACCUUUCUGCAAUAGCAAGCUCAUCUUAUGCGGGGUUUUACCUUUCUCAUUAAAAAACAGACCAAUUUUCUUUGCCACAAUUAAUUAUUCAUAUCUAUAUGAUAUCUUACAUUUGUGGAGCAUGCAUAGUUAAUUUCCUUUUAGAAAGGUUUUAUAAGUCCAAGGUUUUUCUUUCUUUUUUUUUCUUUUUUUUUUUACUCUGUCCCAAAUUCACUUCUACACAUUAAUGAAUUUCUGGCUCUCACCCAAUUAAUUUCCGCUACCUUAAUGAUUUUCUGGCUUUUGCCCCAGCCUGAUACGUGAGGCCUUACCUCAGCCCUAUACUGGUCUGCAAGCUUCAAAGUUGUCUUAACUGGAGAUAAGCAGUUUCAGCAAAUGUCUAAAUGCUCAUUUAUUGCUGUGCAGAAAGGUACAGGAUGUAUAGGAUGUACAAAGGUACAUAUUUAUAUAUAAAGCAUAUAUAAGACAACAGCAGUUGAUCCAAAGUGCUGUAUAAAACAUUAAAAUUCAUCACAUUAAAAAACAUUACAACACAAAGAAUAAAAACAAGUUUUAAGAGAAGAUUUAAAAAUAGCUAAAGAUGGAGCAGACCUCACAUGAAAAGGGGGACUGUUCCAAAGUUUGGGACCAAUAACAGAAAAGGCUCGAUCACCCUUUGUCUUAGUACAACAACGGGGGACAGGUUGUUCUGAGACUAAAUCAUUGUUAUCAGGGUUUUAACAAGGGCCACUACACUAGACCAUUGGCGGAUUAACACUUGUGCUCCUGCUGCUCCUGGGCAAUAGCCACCCAAGUGCUCCCUCCAAGUCUUAAAGAAAUAGUGCUUACAUAAAUGUAUAGAAUUUGAAUUUUGUAUUGGUGAUUAAGUCCUUAAUUCCUGGUGCCCCAGGGCACUUGCCCAAUUGCCCAUAGGAUUAAUCCGCCUAUGCACUAAACAGCAUGAUUGUACCACAGCCUCUUGGAGCUACAGUAAGAGAAGAGAUUUGUCUGUCUGACCGGAAGAUGUCGCUGUUUCACAGGUUUUUAUACAAUAACGCACCAAGUAGAAAUUGCCUAGAGCAGCAGAAUGCAACGUUACUGUAGCAGUGUGUAAAUCCUUUUCAUUCUGCUCUACCAAAACCCGUGGGAGCAUUUGAGUGGAAAAACACAUCUCACAGGUGCCACUUGCAGCCCAUGUGCUUGUAUUGUUUAUAUGCACGAUUGCAUACCUCCUCAAAAAAGCAGUUUCAUUUCCUACAAAUCUCCAAUAUGGAUGUAAUCAGCGCAGUGUAAUGCAUUGCCUGGUAUAUGAAUAGCUAGAGGUCCACAGUAUAACAUAUGAAUUUCAUAAACGAACAGUAAAUUCAAUACAAAUUAAAUAGUGUGUUUAACGUGAAAACAAAACAAAACGUGCGUCUACCUGUGGUGUUAGUCGAUACCUGCGCAUUGCAUCAUUAUAACUAGCUGAAUUUCAUGCUUCUAGUACAAAAACAAGUAAAAAAAAAACAAAAACAAAAAACAAACAACAAACAAAAAAACAAAACAAACCACGAAGGCUUGAAACCUAGUAUACAAACCAGUGCUUUUGACAGACAUCACAAAGAAGAGGGGUAUAUAGUCACCUCCCUGUCCUGCCACCGCGCGCACAAAAAGCGCCCUCCGCGCCCCCGAGCCUGAUCACGUGACUCGACAUCUGCUGGCAGUGGCAACCGAAGAAAACCAAGCAACGCACGAGGAGGAGAAGAACAGUGUCCGACUGCUGCCACUUUCCGCCACUGAGACUGUCGGGAGUGCUGCCUCCGGCGCGCGCGCUGCUUUUUGAACUCUAACCUGCUGCUAUAAGAGCCAGGGAACUUGUCUCUCCUUUGUUCUUUCUGAGCAGCAUUUCCACUGAUUUAUUUUUUUGUGCUGGGGAGUUGAUGCUCUAAAGGAGCGAGCAUGCUUCUUUUGCGUUGAGGGGGUUGGCAUGCGCGCUGCCCCGCCGCCGCCGCCACACUGGAGGGUCGCGGCUCGCGGAUCGGGACGCUCCUGCAGGGGCUGGGAUGCGCACCCGGUACCUCCCGAUUCCUGUCCGGCUUCGGCGCUGAGCCGCAGCGGCAGCAGGACUCGAGUCGGGCUACGAGGAGCCGCUCCACGCGGAGCAGGAUGCCGGUGAUGAGGGGACUGCUCGCCCCGCAGAACACCUUCCUCGACACGAUCGCCACGCGCUUCGACGGCACCCAUAGCAACUUUGUGCUGGGGAAUGCCCAGGUACAGUCCCUCUACCCCAUCGUGUACUGCUCGGACGGGUUCUGCGAGCUGACAGGCUACGCUCGCGCUGAGCUGAUGCAGAAGAGUUGUGCGUGCAACUUUCUGUAUGGUCCAGAGACAAGCGACAGGCUGACGGCGCAAAUCCAAAGCGCUCUGGAUGACCGGCGGGAAUUCAAGACUGAACUGGUUUUCUACAAGAAAGGAGGUACUCAGUUCUGGUGUCUGCUGGAUAUCGUGCCUAUUAAGAAUGAGAAAGGAGAGGUCGUGCUGUUCCUGGUGUCCCAUAAAGACAUCACAGACAAUAAGAAGGACCAGGACGAAGAACAGUGUCCUGAGAUAGAUGAGGAGACAGGACUGGAGGUUCACAAGGUCACGCGGCCGCAGAGCUUCAACGCUAACCGGCGGCGUAGCCGGGCUGUGCUGUACCAGCUAUCAGGACAUCUGCAGAAACAGGACAAGAGCAAACUCAAGAUCAAUAACAAUAUGUUUGGUGAGAAGCCGCCCAUCCCCGAAUACAAGGUAGCAGCCAUUCAGAAGUCCCGCUUUAUCCUCCUUCAUUAUGGUACCUUCAAGGCUGGCUGGGAUUGGUUGAUUCUUUUAGCCACCUUUUAUGUGGCAGUCACUGUCCCCUAUAACGUAUGCUUUGCUGUGGUUGGUGUACGGGACGACAUGCCAACACCCAGAAGUCCACCGAGUGUGAGCGACAUUUUGGUGGAGAUCCUUUUUAUGCUAGAUAUUGUGUUGAACUUCCGUACAACGUUUGUGAGCACAUCAGGCCAGGUGGUGUACGACGCUCGCUCCAUCUGCGUGCACUACGUAACCACCUGGCUCUUUGUGGACCUAAUCGCUGCGUUACCCUUUGACUUACUCUACGCGUUCAAUGUCAGUGUGUUCUUUGGGGUUCAUCUACUGAAGACUGUUCGGUUGUUAAGACUCCUGCGCUUACUCCAGAAGCUAGAGCGCUACUCACAGUAUAGUGCCGUCGUCCUCACCUUGCUCAUGUCGAUGUUUGCUCUGCUGGCUCACUGGAUGGCGUGUGUCUGGUACUUUAUUGGACGCUGUGAGAUCGAGAAUAAUACGCCUGGAUCCUGGGACAUUGGCUGGCUGCAUGAGUUAGCCAAACGCCUGGGCACGCCAUACUUCCUCUCUCCCCUCACAUCCGUCCUUCCAGAAUCACUGAGGCCCAACAACCUGGAUGGUCUGAGUGGCAACGUGAGCCAGUGGAACUCCUCCAGCAGUGAUAUAGUGGGGCAGGACUCUGUAGCAAACUCCACCCAGUUGAAUGGGACUGGGGCAGGGCCAGUGGAUGGUGUCGACUCGGUGCUGGGUGGUGGCCCAUCAGUACGGAGUUCCUAUGUGACGUCACUCUACUUCGCUCUAAGCAGCCUGACCAGCGUGGGCUUCGGCAAUGUCUCAGCUAACACUGACUCCGAGAAGAUCUUCUCCAUUUGCACCAUGCUGAUUGGAGCGCUGAUGCACGCCGUAGUCUUCGGUAACGUCACAGCCAUCAUCCAGCGCAUGUACUCCCGCCGCUCACUUUACCACACACGCACCAAAGACCUAAAGGACUUCAUCCGCGUUCACCGAUUGCCCAAGGCCUUGGAACAGCGCAUGCUGGAGUGCUUUCAGACCACGUGGUCCGUUAACAACGGCAUCGACGUCAGUGAGCUGCUGAAGGACUUCCCCGAUGAGUUGCGAGCAGACAUCGCCAUGCACCUGAACAAAGAGCUACUGCUGCUGCCGCUCUUCGAGUCGGCCAGUCAUGGGUGUCUACGCUCGCUCUCGCUGAUCAUUAAGACGUCGUUCUGUGCACCCGGAGAGUUCCUCAUCCGUCAGGGCGACGCACUGCAGGCCAUCUACUUUGUGUGCUCAGGCUCCAUGGAGGUGCUCAAGGACAACACAGUACUGGCCAUUCUGGGUAAGGGCGACCUGAUCGGCUCAGACUCUCUGACGAGGGAGCAGGUGAUUAAGACCAACGCUAACGUAAAAGCUCUGACCUACUGUGACCUGCAGUACAUCAGCCUGAAGGGGCUGCGCGAGGUGCUACGCCUCUACCCCGAGUACGCACAGAAAUUUGUCAGCGAGAUCCAGCACGACCUCACCUACAACCUGCGUGAGGGCAACAACACGGAUGUGGACUGGGAGAGCAACGGCGGCCUGGUCAAGAAACUGCCCUCCAUUCGUGAAGACGAGGAGAACGAUGAAGAGCAGCACUCCGUGUCACGGGCACCUCGCUCACCUCUGCGGCUCACGAGGGGGCUUAGCUCACCCCUGCGCUCACCCCUCAUGCCCCCAAGGCCCUUUCGUCCCCCCUCUGAUCACAGCCGCCCGGCCACGCUUCAGAUACCUGUGGUCAGCUUCAGCAGUGCCCCUCCAGAGCUCAGCCCCAGGUUUGUGGAUGGCAUUGAGACAGAGAGCAAUUCUGGUUCAGCACAAAGGUUUGAGUUCAGCUCUAACCUACCUCAUAGUGGCCCUCCAUCCCCAAGUCCAGUGAGCCAAGAGCAAGUGGAAACCAGGCAGAGCAUCAGCAAACUGAGCGAAGAGAUGAACAGCUUGUCGAAACAGGUCUCCCAGCUCAGUGAGGAAUUGCAGGAGAUGACUCGCCUCCUACGCCCUCUGUUCCUCACUGCUGCUCAGCCACUCCUCUCAACCCCCCCACCACCCAUGACUUUACCUGGCAGUGGUCCAUCCAUGAACUCACCUGCAGCCCCAUAUCCUCCAGCCCCUCCCUGCUCUCUAUUGGACAUCACAGACCCGGUGGGGGUGGUAGGUCUACCCAGCUGCCUCAUACCCACCAGUCCACCACAAAGACUGCAAUCCCAGGUGGUUUGUUCAAAUGGCUCCCCUCAUGCCAGCCUGUCCCAUUUAGAGACUAUUAAAAAAGAUGGCACAGGUACAGGGCAGCACGACAUCCCUCUUGGCCCUACUAAUGGCUACGGGCAGGUAGCUCCAGACCGGCUUGCUUCUCGUGCCACUUCCCCCUCUCUUUCUUUCUCCAUGUCUAUAUCCUCAUCCCGCUCCCAGUCACCUUCCUUGACACCUUGUCAAGGACCCCACCCCUCCUGCCCCACCAGCUGCACACAGGGCCUGUUAUUUCCCAUAUCAUCACAAGACAUCCCACCAGCUUCUCAAGACAACCCACCCCCACCACACUCCCAUUGCUCAGCACCUGCUUCACUAAGUAACUCCCCAGGUGACCCCAGACUGAGAGAUGGUCCCUCCCUGGCUUCCUCUUCCUCCACACCCAUACUUCAGACCCUGCCCUGUUCCUCACCAUCCUGCCCACACCCCUCCCCUCUCUUGCUCUGUUCCCUGAGAGAUGGCCAGGGGUCGAUGGGCUUCCCGUGGCACCGGCAGACCUCCAGCUGUGCCCAGGCAGCGUCUGGCACUGAGCAACCUCAGCUGGAACUGGAGAUGCAGGAGUGGGAUGCAGGAGGGAAGAGCUCAACAGAGCACAUCAGCUUCAUCGAUGAGGAAGGACCACCACUGUGAAUGCCAUGGGGAGAGAUGGGAGGAGAGCAGUAGCACAACCAGGAGCUGGACUGCAGCACAUCAGUACAUCAAAUAAGGGUGGAAGGAUAAUAUAAGGAGUUUUGAGUGUUAUCCAGAAAGUAAAGCAGGGUCCAUCCACCAUACAAAUGGGCAAAGUGAGCUGCUUUUCUUCGAGGCUGCAGCUUUCAUAACUGGUCAUGAUGGCAUCUCGCACCAUCUCAACACACCAAAACCUGACACCAGCCAAUCCCAACCAUAUCAGCACAAAGGGGCCUGUGCUUCUCUCGACAGACAGGAGCUCUUCUCCAGUGGCAUUAUACGACACACACAAAAGCUCAAAUUGGCAUGGUGCAUGGCAACCAAAAUUUCUAUCCAACCAAUCAAACACAGCAAACUUUGUAAGAAAUACUUGACCUAUGAAGAGUUCCUGUUGGUUCUUCUGCAUGGGUACAUGUUGACGUUGUAGGCCAGAAUAAGGGAGAUGGCACAUGUUUGUAAUCUCAUGUUACUCUUCUAUACUGCCAAAACAUUUGUGCUUUAUGUAUAACCAACCAUAGGUCACACAUGCAUCUACUUGCUCUGAUCUUUCACAGCAGUUAGGUAGAUGAAUGAAUGUUUUACACCACAGCACAUAUCAUUCUCAAUUUCUCCCUAUUUGAGCACAAGUAGACAGCACACAUGUCUAUGUCCAGACCCAUACAUUGCAUAUUUGUUUAGACUGGGAAUGUAGAGCUUAUUCCAACUUCACAUAGCACACACGUUUAUAUAAAUCAUGCCUUAUUUUCUCCACUUCUUUAUAGAGCUUUACCUGUAUACUGUAUCUGAUUCAAGACUGAUAUAACUCAUGGCCCUCAUUAACAUGAGGAUUAAAUGGCUACUGAACAAAAAGUACGAUUUGGAAUAAGGGAUAUGAAAAGGGUAGCCUUCCUUUUGGUUUUACAUAUAGUGUACACAUGCAUAAAGCCAUAAAGCAUGUGGUUGUCGCAUGGAGUAAUGGCCAAUAGCCUAGCGUGGCUCACAGGAGCUCCAUUCUCUAAACGUGACCACAACAGGCAUUACAACAAGACAAUCAAAACAAACCACUAGACCCAGACAGAAAUACAAUAUAUGCCAGCUAAAAAAAUCACACUGCCCUAGCCUGGCAUGCCAAAUAGUGGGAAGACUGAACAUGCCAAUUAGUGUCCAUUUGGGAGUUAAGUUAAAAAGGCCCAGUAACAUAUGGUGCAUUGCCAAAGUCAAGGACACUGGUUUGGCAUGCCAAACAGCCAACAGACUAUGAACUGCACACAUGGGAUAGAUGUAGAGAGGGGAGUAAAUCCCCAGGUGCAAGUUUGAGUAAUACGACAAACACACGCAGCUUUAGCCAUCCAGCCACGUGUGCCUUUCCUACAUCCAUCCAACAUCUCCUGAACAUCUCUCCAUUUGUUUACUGUUCAUUCUUACAAAAAUGUUUCUGUCAUGUCAUACGUUAACGAGCACUGCACUUUUAUCACCUAGUAAUUAUUUAUUUAACUAUUUAUUUGUCUAUUUAUUUAUUACCCAUCACGUUGAAUGAGAGUGAAGUCUUAUAAGUAGAAAGUGCUCAGGUGAAUAUUUCUACACUUAGUUCCAUUCGACAAAACCUAUUAAAGCAAGAUUAUCGUCAACUCCGUCACAUGCAGCGAUGGUGAUAAGCAGCUACAUUUCUGCAGCUGAAAUCAACCAAGGUUCCUAAGCUUGAGAAAACACUAAACAUGGGCUUCUCAUCUGUCAUCUUGCUUGAGUAGGGACACCUCAUUCUCGAUUCUAUUUUCUUUACCUAGGAACUGUGUAAAGGGGGCUGGUAUGUGGGAGGGGUUGUUUAUAACUGGUAGGGUGUUAAGAGACUUUGGUUCAGGGUUUGGGUGGGUGGGGGUUCCUGCAUGUCUCAUCUUUUUUGCAUGAGGAAUGUGCCUGCAUUAUUAAAAGAUGGGAAGUAUGUAGGGGAAAACUGGCUGGAGGUCCAGAAGCAUAAAUGUAUUUUGUUAACUGCAAUGAACUUUACCAGACCCUUACCUGAAUAAUAAAAUGUGUUUUAUAAGAAUGGAGAGUGAUGUGUUGAUUGAGGGAGUCUUUAUUACCCGAUAAGGGCAAUCUUGCUAAUAAUAAAGGAAGGCUAGAGGUAGCAGCUUUUAGCGAACGAUCUGGCUUGUCUUAACACAGUUAGCCACAUUACCGUUUUUCUUUAACAUAACAUUUAACCACCAGCAAACGAGGUUUAGUCUAUUUUCUACAGAAUUCAACAGACCAUUUUACAAUGUUUAAAAGCCCAGCUGUGGAAUUUCCAUGCCUUCACUCAAAAAUGCAUACAUACUGUAAUUUAACUUCUCAAUCAAAAGGGUUUUAUGGAAGUACUGGAGCUCACUAAUUGUGCAUAGAAAGCUUCAUAUAAUUCACUACACUCACCAAGCUUUUACGCAAACUAUUACGGAUAGAGGAUUCCUACAGUAGCGGUCUGUGGCUCUUGAGUAAUGGCUCAAAAAAAUAUAAUAGCAGGGUUUUCAAAUGGAGCCUAGGCAAAAUUACACUCAGAUUCAAUAACAAAUCAACAAGCACAAAAAGCAAACAGGCAGGUCAUGGCAAGCUAGCUGGACCAUCUGUAGAACAUAUAGUACAGACUAACUAGUAAAAUGCAUGGAACGAUGCCAAAUUCACAGCCACUCAACUCAAACAUCCUUAACGAAGGACCCCUUGGAACGAUGUGCAUGUGAUUUUUGUUGUUGUUGUUGAGUGGGUAUGCGACUGGGAAGACCAUCAAGCAAAUAGCCUCCAUAAUUCACUGAGAUCAACUGCUUUGAAAAGGACUCCAAGCAAUCUAGCAGAAUACACAAUCAACUGCAAAGGCCAACCACAUAGGCUUGUUUAUGUACUGUAGGACAG
Molecule: messenger RNA, 9631 nt
Organism: Ictalurus punctatus (channel catfish)
Lineage: Eukaryota; Metazoa; Chordata; Actinopteri; Siluriformes; Ictaluridae
Gene: kcnh3
Product: potassium voltage-gated channel, subfamily H (eag-related), member 3
Exons: 15
Coding region: 3137-6733 (1198 amino acids)
Biological process (GO): potassium ion transmembrane transport; regulation of membrane potential
Cellular component (GO): membrane
Molecular function (GO): voltage-gated potassium channel activity
Source: RefSeq, a predicted model, not a curated record